Molecule: messenger RNA, 10932 nt
Organism: Nothobranchius furzeri (turquoise killifish)
Lineage: Eukaryota; Metazoa; Chordata; Actinopteri; Cyprinodontiformes; Nothobranchiidae
Gene: scn4ba
Product: sodium channel, voltage-gated, type IV, beta a
Biological process (GO): regulation of sodium ion transmembrane transporter activity; regulation of ventricular cardiac muscle cell membrane repolarization; cardiac muscle cell action potential involved in contraction
Cellular component (GO): plasma membrane; voltage-gated sodium channel complex
Molecular function (GO): transmembrane transporter binding; sodium channel regulator activity
Source: RefSeq, a predicted model, not a curated record
AGCAUAAGCUGAUAGCAACAGCCUUUAAUUCCUAGAUAGUUAGUUCAUUAACACUACACUCUGCUGAGAAGGUCUUUGGCUGAAAACUGCCCCCUAUACAGGACCUGUACACCUCCAGGACAUUGAGACAUGCAGGUUGGAUCACAUGUGACCCAUGUCACCCUGGACACAGUAUUUUUUACUCGCCCUCAUCUAGCAGGAGACUCAGAUCCAUUCGGACCAGAACCUCUCGCCACAAGAACAAUUUCUUCCCCUCUGUGUUCAGACUCAUGAAUGACUGCCCAUUUCAGCUGCUUUGUUCCAGUUACACGACCCUGAGUUGUGUUUGCACCUGAAUUUACCCUUUCUGACCAGUACCUACACUGACUUGUGUUUAGUAGCUGCUUCUAUAAUCAUUGUCUCCCUAUGUAUUAUCAUUUUAUUGUGUUUAUUUCCUAAGUCUAACUUUGCAAAUCAUUUAUUUUUUCUUGCACCAGUUAUCGCAGAAAUUUCCUAAUGUUGUGAUUCUCGCACAUAUGGCAAGAAAUCAGUGCCUUCUGAUUCUGAUUCUGCCGGAACCGGAAACCCGCGAUGCUGGAUGAAACGAAAUGGUGUUAAACAUCAGUUGCCAUGUUCUAGGUCCAAACAUCUUUUGUUGUCCGUGACUUCAAAUGGUGUUUUACUAUUUGGGACUCUGGCAAUUUGUCCUAAUGUUAAAGUUAUAGCAGCCGGCUGUUUCUCCUUCCCUGAUAUUAUUGAGCAGAGAAACUCUCACAGUGGUGUUGUGUUGCAAAAUAUGUAAAUGUGUAAUGAAUGGAGGACCCAGGGAAGUGUAGCGGUAUAAUGACACACAAAAGCAAUGUUUGCAAACACAUAUUCAGCAUGUGGAAAGUCUUUGAAGGUUCAUAAGUUAUUCUUCAGUUUCAUCUUGUUUUCCACAGGUGCCUACUUAGGAAGUAACUGAUUACUAAAACUACAGAUGAAACAUUACUUAAUAGAAGGAAUUGAAGGGGUCGAUGUCAGCUUGUCCAUGGCUGCAAGUAAAAAAGCAUCAGAAGUUUUUCGCAAGCGAGGAAGACUAUUUCUGAUAACACGAAAAGUUUCUGGAAAAAACAAGGAGGCCAUUAGCACUGAGCCAGUUCUAUUAUCUAACUGUACAAUAAUUAAGACUUAACGAAUGUCAAAUCUUCUUUGGAGUCAAAGGAGUCAAGAUGAACAGGUCAAAAAUGGGUAUUUUGUCGAAGAAGAGCUGUCCAUACCCAUUUAAAGUGAAUGGUCUUAAUCAAGUCACGCUUUCUGUCAAGCCUUCAGCAUUCUGAUUAUUUGUCCAAUUACUACAAGAACCAGCAGAACCACAGAGGAAUUGACGUGGAAGCGGUGUUAAAGUGGGGACGUAAGUAAUGGGUUCCAGUAGACACAGGCAUGUGAUGUAAAGCACCCAGGUCACAUCCUAAUCAGAGAUUAUCUUAAGGAAGGCUGAUUCAGCUUUUCUGCAUGCAUUUGUUUGUGCGUCAGAGUGGCAGCAGAUGUCACCCCCCAAUACCCCCCCACAUCACACGCACACACACCCCAUCAUCGUGUCCCCUCCUUCUCCUGCCGGCUCCCUCCUCACCUCCACCUCUGCAGCAGUUUUCUCUCUCUCUCGCACACACACUCAUUUCUCCCGGUGCCGGCUCGGGAGACACACACUUUCUGCUUUUCCGCCUGGCUGCUGGCUCUGCUCCAGCAUCCCCCUGUGCCUCCAGUGUUUUCUCCUCCCUCCUCUCUCGCUUCCCCUGGAGUCUAUGUCUCCCUCAGUGAGGUUUGCUGGCCAGCCUGCUUCUCUGGCUGUUACUGCUGCUGGAGCAGUGAAGCUGCUUGACACCACAUCGCCACACUGCCUCUACCGCACUGCCUCGCUUCUCCUUUCUGCCUUUUCCCUCACACUCAGCUUCACUGGAUAAGUCAUCUUCCCAAGCAGCUGCAAAGGACAGGAACGGAGCCGGGCAAAGGGAGGAGUGUCUCGUUGUUCAACUACUGCAUUGAUCUGUUUUGUCUUUUCUUUUGCUUUUCUGGGCUGCUGGAGGUCGGAGCAGGAGGACAACUGGACUGAGAAGAGAUUUGUUCACUUCCUGCCUCUGCUCAUUCCUGGGACAGAGUGCAGGGGAGGACAGAAGAGGGAGGGACAAGAUCAGGACUUCAGACUCCCUACCGCUGCACAGCUCAGUGUCCCACCUCUUCCAAAGGCACAUAAGUCAAACACACAACCUGUCACUGACGGACAAUUUGACAAGUGGGCACAUUGUGUUCAUACGUAGGAACAGACAGAAUCACAGACAAACAGGUAGACAGGGGGUGUCGUGUCAUGGCGUCAAUGGACAGCACCGGUUCAAGUGUCUCUGGGCGGCUGAGAUCAGGGGAUCUGCUCCAUGCUGGACUGGCAGUUGUGUUGCUGCUUGGUGUAUGGUGUGUAGAUGGACUGGAGGUUUCAACAGGCAAAGUGUCAUCCAUUGAAGCAAUGAAUGGCUCCACAGUUAUGCUUCCUUGCACAUAUUCCUCUUGUAUUGGCAUCCAAAACCUCUACUUCAACUGGAAAUUCAAUGACAAUGGGACUCUUGUAAAGUUAUGUGAAGCAGAGAUUCCCACUGAGAAGGUGGAGCCCAAGGUUCGUGUUUUCCAUGACCGUGUCGAGUUCAUUGGCUCCUCAAAGACCAACAACAUCUCCAUCUUGUUGUGGAACAUAACUUUUGAGGAUGAAGGAGAGUACAUCUGUUUUGCCAGAAAUCCAAAAGAGAAGAAUCGCAACCACAGUGCCAUCUACACCCUUAUAGUUGUCAACCAACUGAAGGAGGUUGACAAUACGCUGACUGUUAUUAUCGUCUCAGCCCUGGGUGGAGUCAUUGGCUUCGUUAUCAUCAUCAUGGUUAUAAAGGCAGUGGUUGUCCAUGUCCUACGCAAGGAUAGCGAGAAGACGAAAGAGUGCCUGGUGACCUCCUCAGGGAAUGACAACACAGAAAACGGACUUUCAGGAGCCAAAGCUGACAACAAAGGGACAGCAAAGGCUUAAGUGAAAUUUGAAGUCUACAUUUGUAAAUAAUGUCAAAAAUGGAAAUGCUUGAAGAAAUAGUUUAAUGGAGUGUUUUAUUUUAGUAGAAUCUAAAUGAUGCAACUACCAAGUGUCUAGUUUAAAUCAUGCUUGAGAAUUGAGAGUGUGAAAUGUGCAAAGGGGCUGGAUCUCUCUCUUACUAAUGUGAAAGCUCAUAUGUUACAGUGUGUUGCCAGUUCUAGAAUUCCAUGUUUGACUAAAACCACACACAUUUAUAUAACCAAACCUCCACUGCUUGGGAUUUCAAGUCCCUUAGCUUUCAUAGCUUUUUUUUUUGGGCCAAUUAGAGUUGGGGUAAUUUCAGUUUUAAUUACCCCUGUUUACAGAUCUUGUUAUGGAAUCUUAAGGUUGAACCUUUUCAUAAAUUCAGGCCCAAGCAACUAUUUUAAUGAACAAUAGGAACACACACACACACACACACACCCACCCACACACACACACACACAAACACACACACACACACACACACACAUUGGUUUAAUGGAUUGCCAAUCUUUGAACUGCCUUGAUCAACAGCACAAAUAAAUGCAUAUCUAAAAAUUAACUCAUAAGCCUACUUUAGUUAUCAAACAUAUUUAGUUCAUAGUUCAAGCUUGAAAAUGUUAUUUGCUCUUGAGGACUAGAAUCUUUGCACAUUUUUAAAGGUUGUAAGCUUUUUUCAAAAGCUCCUUGAUCAUGUCAGAUUUUAUAUUCAUGCAUGUUUAAAGCUACAAUGGCAAAUGUUAGAAAGAAGCUAGCUUAAACCAUUUUUCCUGCUUUUUAACAAUGUUCUAACAUUGUGGAGCUAUACAGAUUUUUUGGUGAAUAAUCCAAAAAUAAAAGGAAUUCUCUUACACCUCAACCAACAAAAUGGCUCGGCCCGCAACCAACGAUUGGACCAUCCGGUUGUUGGUCUAACUGAAUUGCCACACUUCUGCAUUUACCUGAGUCCUCCACUCAUUAAGCUACAUAUUUGCAACAGCCUAACUGGACUAACUACCAGAGUCCCAAAGAGAAAAACAAAACACCAUUUAAAGUCAUGGACAAUAAGACAUUUGGACCUAGAAAACUGUGAUUGUGUUUAACGUUCUCUCGUUUCCUCUGGCAAUGCAUGCUCCCAUAUCGGGGGUGUGUGGCUAAAGGUUGGUUUAAGCUUGACGCGUCCGCGAGGUCCGCGUGGAAAAGUUGCAUCAUUUUGCGUCAUCUUAACAACCACGCCCCUCCACCGUGCCUCCGCACGGCCCAAAAUUUCCGCAACGCGCACCUAGGAAAUUUUCUGACCACGCGGACGGUCGGACACGGAAAAACAUGGCGGACCGGCAAGAACUAGUAUGGCAGAGGUUUGUAAAUACAGACAUUUGUAUGAUUCAGCUCUCAGAGAUCACCGUGAUCAACAUGUUGUUAAUAAUUCUUGGAGAGAAAUAGCUCGCACUGUCGGAAAAGAGGAGGACGCUGUUAAAACUGCUGGAAUGCCAUGUUGUAAACAACAGUUUUUACUUAGUUUUUAGUGUUGGAUGCAUGCUGUAGAGCUCCAUGCUGCCCCCUACAGUUUGGGAGAAUAUUGGCUCACCGCAGAGACAAGCCGCAUGAACCAUAAACACUGCGAGUUGUGAAGCGCGUUCCAGCCGCGAGCCGCAUCCCCGCGCGGAAAGUGAAUGCGUCAAGCAUAAACCAAGCUUUAUAGGGAUGAUAGUCAGAAGAUGAGGUGAGAGUUCUGUGACCAUGUUUUCUUUUAAGAGCUAGCUUUUUUGCAGAAUUGCUAUUGUAGUUUUAAUGUUUAUAAGAAAUAAUGGCCAAACCUCUGGCUAGCCAAGGUUGACAGCUGGGCUUUCCUACAGUGAUAGAAGGAUCCAAUUUUGCACAGAUUUUAUUGUUUUGCUUUAGAUAAACACAGGUGCCUGUUAUGCUUCUGUUCCCUUAGCUGAUGGGAGUAUAAAUGCAUAAAGAAAAAAAAACAACAAAAAAAACACAUAAUCCUCAUCAAAGACAAUCCCGGAUUACCCAGCUCCCUGUGGAAAGGAAUGAACCUAAUCAUGCUGCUUCAGACUAUUAACUAGCGUGUUUUUGGCAUGUGCACAUUUUCUAUAACUUUAUAUGAGUAUAUGUUGCACCAUGAUACAAAUGCCUGACUUCAUGUCUCAUUACAUCCUCAUUUAAUCUUUCAAAGCAGCUUGAAAUGCGUGAAACUCCAUGGAACCACCAACACUGCAACAAAUUAACUUUGAGCAGAUCUGCAUGAUCAAAUGGGAGCUUUAACACUUGUGUUCUCGAAGAUUAUUCUAAUCAAAAUAGCUGGAAGAAAAUUUACAAGGAUUCAAAAUGUAAAAAUGUUUUAAUACGUACCACAUUUAGUUGUAGUUGAAUAACUUAUUUAGAGAUUUUGGCAUUUUGCAAUUUUAGAGUAAAAAAAUCAAAAAUAUUCAACGAGGGUGAUGAGAAAUUUGGAUUUAGCAGCCUUUUAAAGUUGUUGCUGAAAAUAAUGAAUUUAAUUAACUAAAUAUCAAAAAAAUACCAGAAUACAAUUAUAAUUGUUACUGAUAUAAAAAAAAUAAUUAGCAAAGGCAUGGAUCAACUAAGAAUGUCGGCAUUUGACCACAGGGCCAGUGUAGGAUUUGUGUUUAAAUACAGAAUUGUUCCAGUACUAAUAGUUUCAGUGGGUCUACUUAGUCUCAUUUAUUUUAAAUGUUGUUUUUAAAUGAGUGAAAUGACUCAUAUUAUAAUAAUGGUUGAAAUUCAAAAAAUGCAUUUGAUAGUGAGUUCAGAAUUUCCUUCAUUCCUUUUUCAGCACAUGCUACACCUUUAUAUAUAUAUAUAUAUAUAUAUAUAUAUAUAUAUAUAUAUAUAUAUAUAUAUAUAUAUAUAUAUAUAUAUAAAAUAAAAUGAAUUAAGUUUUGCAGUUCUUGGCUGCAACUUUCAAUGCAAUGGUUAAAAAUGUUCACACUGUCUUCCUUAUUGGGUACGUGUAAAUAAAGGAGAGUUAGAAGAAAGGAGAGUGUCGGCAACAUGGGUAAUCAACCUAUGUUGUAAUUUUUACAGGUUUUAAGUACUUUAAAGUGUUAAAAGCAAUUGUUUUAUAUAGUUUCUCUGUCAUGGUAUCUCUAAUGUCACCUUUUUGGAACAAUUUCGAAAAGAAUGCAUUAGCCAAAGUACUUGAUGUGCUGCUAUUUUUUCUGAGUCUGGUCACAUCAUUGCAAAGCUGCAUCAUAGCUCAGUGCAAUAAUGGCAGCAUUCAUUUUGCUGUACACUUGUUUUCAUUUAAGUGUUAGUAUUUUUCCAUUUUAUUUGAACAUUUAAUCUGUCAGUGUAAAAUCUCUGUCAUGUCAAUCUGGUAAUUGGUUGAAUUGAAGGCAGGAGGAUUUUUCCCUUUUGUUUCAUAAAACUCCUCCAUGAAUCAGUAAAAACCAAAGCAUUUUUUGGUCCCGUUGCCUUCGGUUCAGUUAUUUAAAACCUAUACUGCCUUUACCCCAAUUGUUUUCCCAUGAGGUAAAGUAAAACAGCAUAGGUGGCAAAAGGGCCACUUCUUUCAAAUUAACUCCUCUUUGUUGUUGGGAUUUCACUGGUUUGCAACUGUUGGUAACCAGUUAGCAGUGUUAGCUAAAUGUGCACUUUACUACUUUAUGUAGCUAUUUAUUUCUUCCCGAAAACAACUUAUUUAGAGUCUUUUCUGGUGUUAUCUUGGACUAAUCCUGCCGUCUGAAACUAUUUUCUUCUCCAGCUGGCUUUCUCCCUGAGUACAACUUACUGGGCAUCCACUCCUACUAGAGACCACUGCAAAAGUAUUGAUUGAAGGUGUGAACCACACUUUUAAGGUCUGAUUACUACGAACAUUUAACAGUUUUUAUGCUAAUUGGUUGUUCUUGUGUGAGAAGUAUAAAACAAACAAACAAAGGCAGCAUUAAAUAAAAUAGACCAACAUUUCAAAUGAUUGGGACUUCUUGCUCUACUGUUUAAUGCAACAAAUAUUUAAUCACAGCAUGAGUUAAUAUUGGAUUAUUAUAGAUGUUUAAAUUGUGCAACGGCACCCAUUAUUUAUUUCUUACAGUAUGAGGUCACUGAAAGGCAAAUUUACAAUUUCCCCAGCUGAUUUGAUGGACACAGAUCUUAAUGUUUAGCUAAAGUUCCCCAACUUUUAUCCAAAAGGAAAAUACCCUGUCCUUACAUCAGACUGACCUGAUAGAAGUCCAAUGAAAAAUCCCAUGUCUGUUUACGGUGCUGGUGGCAACCAGAUAUUCAAGUUUCAAAAACAAGCAUUUUUACAUUUUGUCUAACAUUUUCAAAAUGAGAGUAAAAAUUAUUUUUUAAUGGUAAUGUUUCAGUUUUUCCUCAUUUCUGGUAUCAGCUUGCUGCUCUCUUACACUGGAAUGUGCUUAGCCCAUCUUGCUUUCAAAGGAAGCAAAAAGGCAGACAUCCUGUUAUGCAAUAACCUGUUACAAGGCACUUUAUCGAUGUGUCCGGACUGGCUGGCAACGUUCUCUGUCCAAGGCGCAUCUCGUUCUACUGGUGUAUGCGUCUAAAACACUCAAAUGUGUCUCAGACUAUUGUAUUGACGUUAGGAUCAUAUCUCUUCUUUGGACAGAACAAACUUCCUUUCAUUUACAUUUUGCAUGACAUUUCCUGUGCAGAUGCUCAUUGAGAACAUCAACACUGAGCCUCGUGAUCGAAAUUCCUUCACACACUGACUGACCACUUGAUUGUUUCAUGAGCUUGUAGUUGGCAUUGAUUAUUAUAUGUUUGAUUGAAAUGCACCUACAGCUGCCAUGUGAAUGGCUUUAAAAGGUUGAAAUCUGACUGCCACCCAUCAAACACCAUCCAAGACAACUCGUGUCCUUUUCUUUUCAUGUCAUAAAUGUAUUGCAAUGGUUUCUGUUUAAAUUAACAGCAACCCACCAUCCUCCUCAUCAUGGUGAACAGUUAUACCAGCCUAAAAUAGGUCCACCAACUCCAACUCGCCAUUUUAAGUGUGAAGCAGAUCCUGUUUGGCAGCAUGUGAUGAAAGGGUUGAAAGGACCUUUGGUUGUCUUGAAUGUCAUGAGGAAACAGAUGUCUUCACUUGAAUACCAUCUGGGUAAAUGUGACUCCGACUGUCCUAAAUUGGUUCAAGCAAUCAGAUUUCAUUCAGUGAACAGAUACAAAACGCACUUCUAAACAAAAAUGAUAAAGAGUAAAAUGAGACACAAAAUGGUUUGAAAUGACGCUUGCUAGUAAAUUAAAUUCAAGUGCACACCAUGUUUUAAAUGGAUUUCUAUUUCUGAGUGUAAAUGGAAUCAGAAUUCAACAACGGUGCAAUGUUUUAAGUACUACUGUGUCCUUGUUUGUUGUGCUCUCAAAAUGUGAAAUGGAUGCAGGGAAGACACACACACACACACACACACACACACACACACACACACACACACACACACACACACACACACACACACACACACACACACACACACUAAAUUUACAUAUCCAUCAGUACUGUUCUAUUAUUUAUGCAUUUUAUAAGAAAAAGCAAUAUAUUAGAGUUAACAUGUACUAAUAUUACCUAAAAGUAAAAUAGCACAGCAAUUCUAUUUGCAAGUUUCUGGUUUUGAGUAAAAUAAAAAAUCUGAUAAUAGGGUAAGCAAAUUUGACUAAGUUAAUUUUUUUCUAAACUGGCAAAUAAAUCCAAAAUUGGAUGUUCUGAUAAUAUUUUUCUUAUUCAUUUCCUUUCUUCACAUUUUUAGUAUUUUUUUUUAUAAAUUUUGUUCUUGUGAAUCCUCUCAUGAUUUUUAUCCUGAGAGGUGCUAUAUAAAGGAUUAUUUCUUCUACUUUUGCUAGUUUUAAGAACUCUAGUCUAGCAACUUUUGCUUACCCCAUUGGGCAGUCAGUUUUAAUCAAAGGACAUUUGAACAUAUUUAGAAUUAUUAGCUGUUUUUGUAAAUAAGAACAUUUUUCUUUCUAGACUUAACAAUAAGACAAACUGUCUAAAACUUUUUUUGCAGAUCUGACUAGAAAUCUGGGUCAACGUAUAUUGGAUAGGUGACCACAAGAUAAAACUAAGCUUACUGGUUUAAAGUGUUUAAACUAGUUCUCUUUGUCGUAUUGUUUCCAUGGUAAACUAACAUUGUACUAACGUUUGAAAUCCAAGUUUAAUUUUGUCUCAGACAUUCUGAUCGGCCUUGUCUCCUAUUCUCAAGCUCACAAGACUCUUGAGAUCAGCUGCUGGCAGUGAAUUCUGCAGUACAGAAAAUGUACUCUGUAAAUCGCUCUUGUGAAGUAGAGUAAAACAGCACAGAAACAACACGCUGACUGCCACCUAGUGGUAAGCAUACUGGCUAACCCUUGUAGUUUAGAUACACCUGCUGUGUGCAUUGUUUAUUAAUUAGUUUAACUAGAAAGGCAGAAAAUUUAAAAGAAUUUCAUGCUGCAAAAUAAACUAUAAAUUUAAUAAUCUAUGUGAGGAAAAUGGCAACAUUUUCCACAUCCGUGCAUUAAUAUGCACAUUGCUACAUUCCUUGCUGUUGCUUUUUGAGAGCAGUUAGUUAGAUUAGGUAAAAUACAUACAUAUAUCUCUUUGCCAAUUAAAGGGGAUAUAAACAUUUGAAAAAAUAACAUAAAUAAUGUUUACAGAACAUAUUAAGGAGAAAAUAUGUAUCAACUUUGAAAGAAAAUGGCUGCCAUUUGACAGCUAUAGUAAACAUAUAAAAUACACUAAAUUUGAGCAUUAGUGUAGCAUUGUUCACUAUGAUCGACCACUCUAAUUUCUAACAAAAUGUGUUGUUCUUACUGCCAGAGCGGCUGAAACUCACACUGCCAAUCCAAGAGUCUCACGUCUGCUGCCGUUACAUUUCUGACUCGAUGACACAAAUAACACAAAGUACACUUACAUCACUCGAUCAUUUAAAUACAAAACCGUAGAUCUUAUUUCUUUGUAUAACGUCUGUGUUUGUAGCAGGUGGAACUCACACUGCCAAGCCAAAAGUUUAACAACUACUUCUGUCUCCCACAUUCCACACAGCCAGUCAGCUAAUCAAUUGGUCAACUGCAAGAAAAUGAAAAACUGCCAUAAUUUUGAUGUCUGUUUAAAAAUUACGGUAGUUCAGUGAUUGAAGAUGUUUUUAAGAGAGUUUUGAGUUUUCAUUACGUGAUGUUUCUCUAAAUCGGAGAGAGAAGAUAUCUAGUGAUGUAACAUUCUGAAAAACUCUGAUGAGAGUUUAGAGUGGUUUUGGACAUUUUAUAAAAUAAGUGCUGUCAUUUUUGAUCAGAUCAACUGAAAAGAUAAUCGGUGGUGAAAGUAAAACAUUGACCCGGAAAAUCCAACCUUGAAUAAAAAGAAAAGUUUGAUAUGAAAACACACCGAAUUGGGCUCAAACAUGUGUUUCAAAAUUUCUGAAAGUUGCCAAAUGAAUUUUGAUUAAUUGUUGGACAUGGCAAAAUGCAAGUUGAGAAUAAUUUGUCAAUAUGACAUCACAUGCCAAACAAACACUGGGGGCUGGAGAUUUGAAAAACAAGCACAGGCCCACACCAACCUCUCCGCUCUUCUUACUGUUGUUCUGGUAAAAUUGAGUUUUUCAAUGUUUUUUACACAUCAACAGGCUGUAAACAUCCUUCUUUCCUCAUAAUGAAUCAUAUAUUCACAUCUUGUUAUAAAAGAUCCAACAUGUAACUUGUAUAAAUGCUAGAACUCAAGAGUAGGUUGAAAAUUUGCAGUAAAUUCCCAGUAGGUUGCUUGAGUCACUAUAGUCGACUCUUUAAAUAAAGCAAAGCAAACCUGCAGCUCCUGUUUUCCUGGGGAAACUUUCCUGUGAAUGUUCAGCUUUCUGUCUGUCUUUGUAACUAUGUUUGCUCAUGCUCCUUCAUGACUAUGCAUUUCAGAAUUUUACCUUGAAACAAUAUACAAACUGAAAAUAAAAAAAAAGAUGGAA